Fopius arisanus is the source of this 2060-nucleotide messenger RNA. RefSeq names its product protein tyrosine phosphatase non-receptor pez (gene Pez). Gene Ontology annotation, cellular component: cytoskeleton. Lineage: Eukaryota; Metazoa; Arthropoda; Insecta; Hymenoptera; Braconidae. The record is from RefSeq and is a predicted model, not a curated record. The transcript is spliced from 2 exons. Bases 297 to 1592 code for a protein of 431 amino acids. Gene Ontology annotation, molecular function: cytoskeletal protein binding; protein tyrosine phosphatase activity.
CCCUCAUUAUAGUUUUAUUUUUACAGUGAUGCAAAAAUGGUUAUUCCUGGCUGAAUGUCAUGUCCAAAUAUUGUUAUUCCCUCGAAUCCCCACAAUCUCCAGUGUAACCUCCCUCAAGUUCUAUCAGGGAACUUCCAGAUAUCCACGAAAAUCCGAAAAAUGAGAUUACCCUGUUUAGUGAUCCGAUGAAUUCAUCGAUAUCCCAUAAAAUUUGGAGUCAACAAUGAAUGUUCAUCCAAGAACAUAAACAAUCUGAAUAAACUUGGAAACAAAUCGAGUGCAAGUACUUCAUCAAGAUGCCCUUCAAGUUUCACCUGAAGAAGUCCCGUCAGUACAACGUGGUCUCCAAGAACCAGUACGUCAUCUGCGUGGAACUCCUGGACCACACGUCGAUAGAAUGCACACUCUCAGUAGAGAGUCUGGGCCAAGAGUGCCUAGACAACAUAAUUCAACGACUGGGUCUCUCCCAGCCCGAAUUUUUUGGACUCCAGUACAUCUGGAGACAUAGUGACUCCUCCCUGCGUUGGAUCGACAUGGACAAGCCCUUGAAACGUCAACUGGAGAAGGAAGCCAAAGGUUUCAACCUCUACUUGCGUGUAAUGUACUACAUAACCGAUGUACAGCUGAUCCAGGACGAGAUGACGAGGUACCACUACUACCUCCAGCUGAAACACGAUGUCCUUGAAGGCAGGACCCAGUGCAAUGCUCGACAGGCAACACUUCUCGCCAGCUACUCCAUGCAAGCAGAAUUCGGGAAUUACGACUCUAUUAGACACACUGUCGAGUGCCUCCAGCAAUACAAUCUCUUUCCAAAAAUAGUCCUAGACACCGAGGAGGGUGGUAAAGAGGAGUUACUCACUUCAGCAAUUUGUCAGUACAAGAGCCUCUCAGGUGUAACUCAGGCUGUGGCUGAAGAAUUGUACAUUUCCAUCGCAAUACAGCUGGAGGGAUAUGGCCACGAAACAUUUACGGCUAAGGACGAGGGAAAUAAUCAAGUAAUCCUGGGAAUUUCCAUCAAUGGCAUUAUGGUCGUCAGUCCUGGCACGCAGACAACUCAAAUCUACAGGUGGAAGGACAUCAGCAAUGUUAUUAAUCAUAAAAAAACCUUCAGGAUAGAGUGCCAGACUGAACACGAAGAGGCGAAACAAUUUUUAUUCAGUGAAUCAAAGAAUGCCAAGUACAUGUGGAGGCUCUGCAUCGCACAGCACACGUUUUACAUGCAGCACCAGGAGUCCAGGCCUUGUGAGAGAAUAACUAGUUAUUUUGAGAGUGAUACCAAUGACUGCAAUGAGUCCACUGAGCAGGCGGCAUCUGUCAAUCUCGAGGGUAGAAUUCAGGAGGACAUGAGGUGGACUAGUUACAAUGAUCUGUCUGCAUCACCUUAUCCUCCCGUAUCUGUAUCCUCUACUGAGUUGAGCAAUUUGAGGGCUUUGCUCCCUUCGUACAGACCUGCUCCUGAUUAUGAAACUGCGGUUCAGAUGAAAUAUCAUAAUGGAAAUCCUAGGGAACCUUAUUAUGCUAAUCAGGAGACUAUUGUGGGGGCUGAGCUUAAUUGCUUGAUGGGAAAUGUCAGCAAUCCCGGGGGGUACUGAGAGGAAUCAUCCCGAGACUUUGCUUUCGUCUUUUCGGUGAUUGAUCGUGAAGGAAAUAAUACUUUGGUUUUGAAAAUAUUUUUUUUGUCCUAUCUUCCUGUUUAUGGAAGAUACUAGACUCUUCAUGCAGCAGAUAAUAAUGAAAAAAAUGCCUUCAGACAAUAUAUUUAAAAAAAAACAGUUUUCUAAAAUAUUAAAGUGCCUUUUACGAAUUAAAAAAAUUAGGUGCCCUGAAAGAAAAUUGGAAAACUAUUGUAUAUUGAGGAUUACUCAAUAUAUAAUUUAAAGGAAAUAUUUUCAUUAUAAUAUUCACAUCUCAUGAGUAAAUAAUCAAAAUUAUUUGAACUCUCAGAUAUCGACUUGUAAAAUUGAUAAAUUGAUAAUCCCUACAGAUCAAUUCUAUCAAGAGCACCAGUUGGCCACUGACAAUAAUCGUAAUGUUUUUUUUAAUAAAAUAUUUCAUCACAA